Messenger RNA from Zea mays, 1975 nucleotides. RefSeq lists its product as uncharacterized. Gene Ontology annotation, molecular function: pectin acetylesterase activity. The record is from RefSeq and is a predicted model, not a curated record. The coding region runs from base 291 to 1643 and encodes 450 amino acids. Lineage: Eukaryota; Viridiplantae; Streptophyta; Magnoliopsida; Poales; Poaceae. The transcript has 10 exons. Gene Ontology annotation, cellular component: plant-type cell wall. Gene Ontology annotation, biological process: cell wall organization.
CAAUAUUUAGCUCAACUCUGCAGUCUAGCUACACACAAUAGAGCGCAGCCGCGGCGUGAUAUGGUUCUAUGAUGGUUCUUUGCUGUUGGCUAGAUAUAUAUGCUGCUAGCUACUAGGUGCGUCAUCCCCUUGCUAUGCGCGGGUUAAGUAUAUAUACACAGUAUAUAAAAAGUAUAUAAAGUCUUGCUGCUGGCUUGAGCUCCUUGGAUACACCUAUCUGCUUCUGCUAGCUUUCUUUACAGAGACGACAGGAUAGCUAGAGCCGAGGGAGAGAUCAGGGUCGACGAUAGAUGGGGGUGCAUGGGGCUGUUGCCAAACGACCCUGCAGCAGGCAGCAUCUCCUCCUCCUCGUCGUCGCUAUUCUCAUAGGUAGCUACUUCGCCGCCGCCGCCGCCGCCGCUGCGGACGAGCAGAAAAGCAGGAAUAGAGGAGCUGGUCGUCGCAGCCGCAGGAGGCGGGCCGCGGCGGCAGUGACGUCGCCGCCUGCGCCCCUCAUGGUGCCCAUCACCAUCCUCGAGUCCGCCGUCGACUUGGGAGCCGUGUGCAUGGACGGAACACCGCCUGCUUACCACCUGCACCCGGGCUCCGGAGCAGGGAACAACAGCUGGAUCGUCAACCUGGAGGGAGGCGGCUGGUGCAACAACGUGAGGGCGUGCCAGUUCCGCAAGGCGAGCCGGCGCGGCUCGUCGGACCUGAUGGAGAAGGAGAUCCCCUUCUCCGGCAUCAUGAGCAGCAGCCCUGUCGACAACCCUGAUUUCUACAACUGGAACCGGGUGAAGAUCCGCUACUGCGACGGCGCGUCCUUCGCCGGCGAAGCCUUCGACAAGGUGAACGGGUUUUACUUCCGCGGGCAGCGCGUCUGGGACGCCACCGUCCGGCACCUCCUCUCCAUCGGGAUGGCCGCUGCGGACCAGGUGUUGCUCGCUGGCUGCUCCGCCGGCGGGCUGGCGGUCAUACUGCACUGCGACCAGUUCCAGGCCUUCUUCCCUCGGUCCAACAACGCCGCCGCCGCCGGCGGUACCACCACCACUACUACCGUCAAGUGCCUCGCCGACGCCGGCCUCUUCCUCGACGCCAUCGACGUCUCCGGCGGGCGCAGCCUUCGGUCCUACUACUCCGACAUCGUGGCCAUGCAGGGGGUGGGUCCCAACCUGCCGCCGGCGUGCACUGCCCGUUUGGACACCGCCUCGUGCUUCUUCCCUCAGAACGUGAUCGAUGGCGUAAACACCCCCAUCUUCCUGCUCAACGCAGCGUACGACGCCUGGCAGAUACAGGAGAGCCUGGCACCCAGCGGAGCUGACCCCAGCGGAGCCUGGCGAGCCUGCAAGUCCAACCACUCUGCCUGCGACGCGACCCAGAUGAAAUUCCUGCAAGGUUUCAGGGACCAGAUGGUAGCGUCCGUGUUGGGCGGGCGCUUCGCCGGCUCCAGGAGCAACAACGGGCUCUUCAUCAACUCCUGCUUCGCGCACUGCCAGUCCGAGCUGCCGGCCACCUGGAGCUGGAGCCACGCGGCAGGUGCCUCCCCCGCCAUCCAAAGCAGGGGGAUUGCCAAGUCAGUGGGCGACUGGUACUUCGGUCGAGCUCAAGUCAAGGCGAUCGACUGCCCCUACCCCUGCGACGGAACAUGCCGCAACAUCAUAUGAUCACAGACAGACAGGCUCAUGUUGUUGUACCCUGUGGCUUUGUGCCGCACACGUCGGCCGUGUCCGCUGCAGCUUGCAUAACUCUCGUGGGCCACUAAAAGCCGACGGAAUUAAUUGAUUCUCGUCGGUGGUCAACAGAAAUUAAUUAAACCUUGUCCACAAAGUCCCAUCGGUUCUCAAGAACCGACGAGAAUUACUAAUUUUCGUCGAUAUAUUGCUUAUUCUCAGGUGUGAGAAAUGUUCCCGUCAUUAUUCAUCAAGAAUGGCACUCGACAUGUGUGUUUUGCCGAAUGUCCGAUAAAUUGCACUUAAUAAAUCGUUGCAAAGAGUAA